UUCACCGGAACAUGCCGCGGGACCAUGCCCUGGACUUUGUGAUGGUGGAGUACGGGCGCGUGCGGGACGGCAAGCCGGUCCGCGAUCCCGGCGAACUGGCGGUGCGCGCGGCCGAGCUGGCAGACGACUACCUGGCGCGCGACAAGCUGGAGCGCCACGCGGUGCCCGCCGCCACGCGCCACCUGCUCCUGUUGCUGGCUGAGGGCGUGCACCUGUACCCAGAGGAGCUGGACACUCUUAGCCACUUCCUGCACAGCCGCCAGGAACACCUGCAAGCCUCAGCUGCGGCUCAGGAGGCUGAUGGAGCAGCACCCUCCAGGAACAGCCUGCCGACAGGCAUGGGCUCCCCUCCCCCCCUGUUGCCCACGCCGACCAUCGCAGGGCCCCCGGAGGGAUCGACCGGGACCCCCUCCCCCUUCAGGAACGUACCCCAAAAGCAAGCCGCCUCCCCUCCUGUCCAUGGACAGUGUUCCAGCGCCCCUCCACCGGCCUCCUGGUCCUCGCGGUCCCCGGGGCUUCCCACCCCCACGCAUGGGCCACCACGGCCCACACCCCCCCAGAGGAGCCCCCAUGAGUCGAGGGCCCCCGCCCCAGAACGGGCCCGGACCUCACGGCCCUCGCGCCCCACCGCCCUCCCUCAUCACUCACCACCCGCCAGGCGCAGGUCUCCUGCCCUCCCCAGGGCCCCCUCCUCAACGCGCCCCCAUGCCUCGACAUUAAGGAUCUGUCCAACGUUCCAUUGCCCUCUACCCCCCAUUCUGACCUCCAAUGGAUUGCUGUUGAGGACAUUGUAGCCGGAACGAGCAAUCUUAAUCUGGAAGAUUUUUUGUUCGUUUGUUUGUUUGUUUACAGUUUGUUCCUCUGACAUAUUUUUGUAUAUUUUGUUU
Molecule: messenger RNA, 887 nt
Organism: Alosa alosa (allis shad)
Lineage: Eukaryota; Metazoa; Chordata; Actinopteri; Clupeiformes; Clupeidae
Exons: 4
Coding region: 12-794 (260 amino acids)
Source: RefSeq, a predicted model, not a curated record